AUAUGAAAUUUACCGUAGUUAAGAAUAACAAUUCGUUACGAUUGUUACGAAAUAAUUAAUUUGCGCUCGUUGUUUUGCUUCUCGCUCGUGUUCUUCCUUCUUUAGUCAGUCUUUUACGCUCUCUAGUGGUCGUGUUUGGUAACUUUAGUGUUCCAAUUACUAUAUUUUACAGUGUCUCUCUGUGUCACACUGUGUAACACCAGGCUCUUCUUGUUGGAAAGCACCCACCGUUAAGCGGUUAACGGAGCGGAGCGCGCGAGCGGCGCGAGUUGCAGUUCGCUGCUCCGAGAGACUUUUAAGCGACGAUCGAGAGAUGACGAGAGUUAUCGAGCAACGCGCGUCUAGAUACACAUGACACUUGAAGAGAUAAGCAGAUCCACCUAUCGGAGUAGAACGUCUUCCUCGACUAACCUACUUUCUCGAGAAGAUACGAUAUUGUGACUGGUCAAUUCGUUCGUCGUUUACCAUGUCCGAGUGUUUCCGUAUGUUCUCGGCCUAACACUUGGCAAUCGGGUGAUUCCUCUCUCGGGAAAACUUCGGCGGAUAGAAAUACAUAGAAAGAAAGAACUCUCGAACGUGGUCGACGUCGACGGCCGACGUACUCCGACGUGACGACAAGCAGCGCAACGAAGAUCCUUGUGAAAUAAUGUCACACCAGACAGGAAUCAAAGCCAAUGAUGCAUUGAAGAAAUUGUUCGCGAAAUGCCGUGACGGAAAGAUACGAGUGCUAAAGAUUUCGAUAGAGAAUGAGGAACUAACUCCAGCUUCUAGUUUAAAGCCAAUCAACAAAUGGCAAGACGACUAUGAUAAGAUGAUCAAGCCACUGAUUGUGGAGAAUCAACCGGCUUAUAUCCUUUAUAGAUUGGACACAAAAUCACCAGAUUCCGGCUACGAUUGGUUAUUUAUAUCCUGGUCUCCCGAUACGGCGCCGGUACGGCAGAAGAUGCUUUAUGCCUCCACUAAGGCUACGCUGAAGCAGGAAUUUGGUACAGCCUCAAUAAAGGAAGAGUUACACGGCACCGUCCCGGAGGAUAUUACAUUAGAUGGUUAUCACAAACAUAAGAGAAAUGAUACAGCGCCUGUACCGUUGACAACGGCGGAGGAGGAAUUAGCUGAAUUGAAGAAGACCACCGCGACUACGGACUACAACGUUGAAACGAGACAUCAAACGUUGAGCGGCGUGGCUUUCCCAGUAACGGAUGAAGCCAAGCAAGCCAUCACGGAACUGGGCAAAGGGAUUCACGAAUAUAUCCAAUUAAAAAUUGAAUUGGAAGAGGAAAAGAUACAUUUAGUCACAGCCUGUGAUGUUUCGUUGGAUAAAUUACCUACUAAAGUUCCAUCCGAUGCUGCUAGAUAUCAUCUUUAUAAUUUCAAGCACACUCACGAAGGAGAUUACACAGAGAGCAUAGUUUUCAUAUAUAGCAUGCCAGGAUAUAAUUGCAGUAUUAAAGAAAGGAUGUUAUAUUCCUCGUGCAAAGCGCCUCUGCUUGAUUUAAUUCAGUCUCUAGGAGUAACCAUAAUAAAAAAGUUGGAAGUAAAUAGUGCAGAGGAAUUGGCAGAUAAGCUGGAAGAUCCUCCAAGCAUAAAAGACUCAGCUGCAAUAACUCCUGCAACUCCGUCAACACCUUGUGCUCCUACUCAAUCCAUACCAGAGAAAAAAUCAAAACCGAAACGAUCUUGUGUCUUGAGCUAAAACUGGCUUAAAGCAUUUGUCUCUGCCAUUAUUAUUGCUUCUUGCUAAUUGAAGUGUUUAUGAUGUUUUGUGCAUCAAAAUAUCUUCCUUCAUGAAUUCCAGAAUUGUGAUAGUAUGAUAUUGACAUAGGAUGUCAUUUAAAAUAAAGUAAUGGGUUUCCAAUGUUUCACGUUAGAGCAAAUUACAAUUAUCUAAUUAUAUAUAUAUAAAUAUAUGUUAUGAGAUAAUUUGCAAGUAGCAAAAAAAUGUAAUGCAUCAUGCAACGGAAAAUUAAUCUGUGUUGUUUAUCAGCAUUUAGAAUUAAUUUAUCAAAGUGAUACGUAAAUCUAAGUAGCAAAACAGAGUAGACCAGAUGGUGUAUUUUUCUAAAUUUUAAAAGCAAAAUUAUCAUUGUGGAAGGCUUUCUGCAAAACACCAUUAUAACUAUUGAUAAUAAGUGUGACAUGCCUAUAGUACAGAUAACCCCAUAUAGUUCAUGUUUCACAUACAGGUACUGUAUGAAAUUAUUCAUUUAUGUGAAGAAUAGUACCGAGAUGGAAUUAGAUUACUUUGUUUGACAUUGAAAGCUAAGCCUCACUUUUUAAUUUUUAUACUUAGUAU
Wasmannia auropunctata (little fire ant) is the source of this 2293-nucleotide messenger RNA. RefSeq names its product twinfilin (gene twf). Bases 647 to 1693 code for a protein of 348 amino acids. Gene Ontology annotation, cellular component: myofibril; cytoplasm; actin filament. Gene Ontology annotation, biological process: regulation of lamellipodium assembly; actin filament depolymerization; positive regulation of neuron projection development. The record is from RefSeq and is a predicted model, not a curated record. Gene Ontology annotation, molecular function: actin filament binding; actin monomer binding. NCBI's taxonomy places the organism in Eukaryota, Metazoa, Arthropoda, Insecta, Hymenoptera, Formicidae. The transcript has 6 exons.